UAAUCUGGCAACUGAAGAACAUAUUUUGGGAGUGGCCUUGUACAAGCCCCGCCCUCUGCCCUGUAAUGUCCUAUUGGUAGGAAUGAGAGGGUGGAAACUCACCUCUAACUGUUCCCUCCCAGUUCUAAAUGAAAGCCCAUUGUGGAAUGCACACAUUCUCUCUCUUACAUCCGUAUACUCACACACCCUCACUCUCCCUCACGUAUGUUCAUCAGGUCCUCUCUCCUUCCUGUUUUUCACAAGUUCCUGCCUUUUUACUGAUUCUAGUAUUGUCGCAGACUGGAAGGAGUUCAAGCUUCCCAGGAAUCCCUUGUUUAGGAUUCCUAACUAGGAGGGCUGGACUAAAGAGAGCGCUUUGAAAUCUCCCAACACAUGUUUGUUGUGAAGAUCGAGCUGACCAUGCUUUGGAGUUUAUUACCUAUGUGUAGCUGACGUUGGGGGGUUGGAAAUUUGCCUUGGGAUGAAGUGAAGGGGGGUGGAAGAGGAAACCCCAUUCACACAGAGAUCACCCAGCACAAGACACACUGAGCCGAAAGUUUUCUCUAGUCCUUGGGAAAAAACUAGCUUCACAGUCUUCUCCUGAUGGAACUCAGGAGGACAAACAUUCCCAGGGUUCCCAGAAGCUGCUGAAACACUUUUAGAAGUUUUUGUUUAAUUAUGGAAUCACUGAGGGAAUCUGUUCUUCAUUUAACAUACCAGAUGUCAACAUACAAACGAGCCACACUGGAUGAAGAGGAGCUGCUGGACACUGACUCCGAUGGGGUCUACCACACCUCUACCAUGCAGGUGAGGCUCCAGCGUGGUCUGGGACUCCGGUGCUGGGCAGAGAAGACCCACGUUGAGAGGAAGCUAGUGGUCGUCGUGUGCGCUCUGUCUGUGGCUCUCUUCAUUUGCAUCAUGACUUUGGGUCUGCACUAUAAAAAAUCACAUCCGGGAAUGUGCCUGUCAGAGCCUUGUGUAAGUGUUGCGAGUACGGUCUUGGGGGCUCUUGAUCGAUCAGUGGACCCCUGCCAGGAUUUCUACAACUUUGCAUGCGGGGGAUGGAUGAGGAAAAACCCAUUACCUGAAGGCAAGUCCCGCUGGGGUCCUUUCAGCAACCUGUGGGAACACAACAUGGCUGUCAUGAAGAACUUAUUAGAGAAUACCAGCAUGAAGAGCCUGAGCAAAGCAGAACAAAAAGCCCAGUGGUAUUACCAGGCUUGUAUGAACGAGAUUAAAAUUGAAGCACUCGGAGCAAAACCACUUCAGGAUCUCAUCAAUCAGACAGGAGGUUGGGGCUUGAAAGGCCCGUGGGAGAAAGAUAACUUCCAGGAGGUUUUAAGGACAGUGUCAGCCAACUUCCGGACCUCCCCCUUUUUCACUGUUUUUGUCAGCACAGACUCCAAAAGCUCCAACAGCAACAUCAUCCAGGUGGAUCAGUCAGGAUUGGGACUUCCCUCUAGGGAAUACUAUCUCAAUAAGACAGCCAAUGAAAAGUAUUUGAAAGCAUACUUGAACUUCUUGGUGGAGCUUGGAAUGCUUUUGGGCGGCUCAGAGGAGACCUCUCAGAAGAUGAUGCAGGAGAUCAUAGACUUUGAAACGGCCCUGGCAAACAUCACGGUCCCUCAGGAAGAGCGACGUGACGAGAUGACAAUUUACCAUAAAAUUCAAGCCAAAGAGUUAGCUACAUUGGCUCCUGCAGUAGAUUGGAUGCCUUUCCUCUCUGCAGUGUUCGCCCCUGUUGCUCUAAAUGACUCUGAACCCGUGGUUGUGUAUGCUACAGAAUACCUCCAGAGAGUCUCAGAACUCAUCAGCAACACCAACAAGAGCAUUUUGAAUAACUACAUGAUCAUGAAAGUGGUGCGGAAAAUGGUGUCCAUCUUAGACCAGAGGUUCCAAGAUGCAGAGCAGCGCUUCCUUGAAGUCAUGUAUGGCACCAAGAAGAGCUGCAUGCCACGCUGGAAACUUUGCGCCAGCGACACGGAUAGCGCUCUGGGCUUUGCUCUCGGGGCGCUCUUCGUCAAAGCUACUUUUUCCGAAGACAGCAAAGCUUUUGUUGAAGAUAUGGUUUCCGAGAUCAAAUGGGCCUUUGAAGACAGCCUGAAGACUGUCAGCUGGAUGGAUCCCGAGACAAAAAAAGCAGCCAAAGAAAAGGCAGAUGCAUUAUACAACAUGGUUGGUUAUCCAAAGUUUAUUAUGAACCCCAAAGAGCUGGACAAGGUGUUUAAUGACUUUGAUGUUGUUUCAGAUCUUUACUUUCAAAACGUCAUGAAUUAUUACAACUUCUCUGCACGAGUGACUGCUAACCAGCUGAGAAAAGUCCCCAACAGAGAUCAAUGGAGUAUGACUCCACCUACAGUUAAUGCCUACUACAACCCCACAAAGAAUGAGAUGGUACUUCCGGCAGGCAUUCUCCAGGCUCCAUUUUACAACCAUGCGUGGCCAAAAGCAAUGAAUUUCGGUGGUAUAGGUGUGGUUAUGGGGCAUGAGCUCACCCAUGCCUUUGACGAUCAAGGAAGAGAGUAUGAUAAGGAAGGGAAUUUGCGUCAGUGGUGGCAAAAUUCUUCAGUGGAGGCUUUUAAACAGCAGACCCAGUGCAUGGUGGAGCAGUACAGCAACUACAGUAUAAAUAAAGAACCUUUAAACGGGAAACACACUUUGGGAGAAAAUAUCGCGGACAACGGAGGCCUAAGGGCAGCUUAUAAGGCUUAUAUAAACUGGAUCGAGAAGAAUGGUGAGGAGGCCACUCUGCCUGCCCUGGGAAUGACCAAUCAUCAGCUGUUUUUUGUGGGAUUUGCUCAGGUUUGGUGCUCAGUUCGGACACCUGAAAGCUCUCAUGAGGGCGUUAUUACUGACCCCCACAGUCCGUCACGUUUCCGGGUCAUUGGGACCAUCUCCAAUUCCCAUGAGUUCUCUACACACUUUGGCUGCAAGGCAGACUCACCCAUGAACCCCAAACGGAAGUGUGAGCUGUGGUGACAGGGACUCUUACAUGGGGGGCCGAACCUGGAGCUCUUAUCGCUCAAAAAUCCCAAACAUCCAUCUCAGGUUGCCUAAUCUAGACUGCCAAAAAGCUGGUGAAUUUAUAGUGGACUACAUAUUUUCCAGCUCUCACUUGCCUCUUAUUGGGGAAAUGGUGUAAAUAGGGACUCCAAGGAAGUCUAUAUAAUGGAGUUGUGUUCUUACAAACAUUCAAAACACUGGAAGUUAAUGGUUAAAUAUAACGAGAGAAGGACUUCUCCUUUCUGCAAAUGUUUUCUUUGAAUAUGUGCCUUUUGAGAAAAUGCUUUUAUUUUUCUAAUUGGAAAUGAUAUUUAUGUUCUCUGUAUUACAUUGUUGGUGGGACAUUUUGUCUGUGAUGUUUGCAAAUUCUUGCACAACACAUUGUGCAACAUUGUAAGAUAACUUUAAUACAUAGAUUGAGAAGUUUUAUAAGACUGUUCCAUCAUAUCUUAUUUGUUGAAUUUGCCUGUACAAUAUGAACUUGAACUCAGGCAAACAAUUUGAUUUUAAUCAAUCUCACAAUGUCACUUAAUUUCAAAAGAAAAAUAGGUAUAGUAUUGAAUAUGUAGAAAGUGCCUUUAAAACUAUGCAAAUUGCCUUUUUAUUACACACUGAUUCCAACUGUCCUUCUUCCCUCAAAAUAAAUAGGAAUUAUAGGUAACAAUUCACAAUAAGGUUUCAUUUGUUAACAUUAAUAAACUAUUAAUGUUAAUGCCACCUUGUUAAACGUUUGGUAUUCUCAGUCAAAAAUGGCCGGCCUACAAAAUAAAUUGUGUGUAAAUUUCUCAUAAUGCUAUUACAUUGCCAAAUAUUGAAUUAAAUCGUUUUAUCAACAUUUUCUUUCUAUUAUCACAGGUUUUUCAGGUUUUUUCAUGUAGGUAUUUUUUUUAUUUCUCAGCCUCCUUGACUGAGAUCUUAUUCAUCUGUCACAUUAAUAUUACCCACGUUUAUCCACAAAUAAUGUUUGUUUGUUUUUUUUUUUCAUUCAAAAACUGAUGUGCAGAACACUGAGGCCGAUGAUAAGUCAGUUCCAAAAAGAAAUAUAAACCCUGUGCUAAGUGAAAGCAAGUUGUAAAAAAAAACAUGACAAAUUUACGAGCAAUAUUAAAAAGCUGGUCAUUUUUGACUGGGAAUGUUAAAAUAUGUAUAAUUUUUUCAGCACAGCACAAGAGUUAAUUUUUAAAUCGCUAAUUGUAAUUCAUUAACUGAUCGGUGUAAUUUUCAUUGAUCUAUUGAUUCAAAAGUUAUUUUGUGGUUUAUAAUUUCUCUCCGUCUCCUGGAAAUAUAACCGACAGAUGUCGCCACAUUCACAUAUAUUAAUGGCAUCAGAAAUACCAAAUAAAAAAGCAAGCUAA
Molecule: messenger RNA, 4337 nt
Organism: Carassius auratus (goldfish)
Lineage: Eukaryota; Metazoa; Chordata; Actinopteri; Cypriniformes; Cyprinidae
Product: endothelin-converting enzyme 1-like
Exons: 18
Coding region: 658-2958 (766 amino acids)
Biological process (GO): peptide hormone processing
Cellular component (GO): plasma membrane
Molecular function (GO): metalloendopeptidase activity
Source: RefSeq, a predicted model, not a curated record